Messenger RNA from Ruditapes philippinarum (Manila clam), 2169 nucleotides. Its product is annotated as putative tyrosinase-like protein tyr-3. Gene Ontology annotation, molecular function: oxidoreductase activity. Lineage: Eukaryota; Metazoa; Mollusca; Bivalvia; Venerida; Veneridae. The transcript is spliced from 9 exons. The coding region runs from base 117 to 1571 and encodes 484 amino acids. The record is from RefSeq and is a predicted model, not a curated record.
UUUUAAAAGCUUCAUUACAAGACAUUUUAGUAUUCGUUGGUAGUCGGCGAAGACAGUAACUUGGGCAAAACUGAGAUAAAUUCGAUUGAAGAAAACAAGGGAUCGACAAGGCAAAUAUGUUCUACAAUCUAGCAAAACUGACGCUUAUCACUUUAGUUUCCAACUACAUCCACGCAUAUGAAUUUAAGAUAAAUCUUCCAGAUAGUGCGCAGUCUGAAAUUGAAACAUGCAUUCAAAGGUCUAGAAUGUCGCCGGCAAUAGAUUGGCAAGCAGACUUGGCUUGUGGCCAUGCAUAUUUCAAUCAUCUUGGGCCAAACAAUCUAACGGAUGGUGAUUGGGCAAUUUUCAAAGAAGCGGAGAAUGACAGUUUCGGCCACACUGCUCCAUCCUUUGGCAUAAGCAUAAGACGAGAAAUUCGCACAUUAUCUGAUGAGGAAUGGAAAAACGUGACAGAUGUUUUCAGAGAAUUAUACGAAGCAGGAGUUCUUCAGGCAUUUGGACGUUUGCAUGGAAAAGCAAAAUUAAAAGCUCAUAAGGGGGGUGCGUUUUUACCAUGGCAUCGGGUUUUCCUUGCACACUUUGAACAAGAGAUGAAGAAGAUCAAUCCCAGUGUAUCCUUACCAUAUUGGGACUAUACGAUUGAUUACGAAAUUCCCCAACCUUAUGAGUCUAUAUUUUGGACGCCAUGCUUCUUUGGAGAAAACAAUGAUACAGUCCAAUCAGGGCCUUUCAAAUUCAUGUAUGGAGCACAUGGUGGCAUAAUCUCGAGACAAUUGGCAAACGAUUUCUACUCUACAAGACUGAUUAACAAAAGAGACAUAGAAAGGUUAAAAGACUUUUGUGGGUUUGAGGACAUAACAACGGGUGUUCUUAAAGAAGAGACAGAUCACAAUCUUGAAACUCUACACGAUGGCGUACAUGACUACAUUGGUGGAGAUAUGGGUGUUGUUGAAAACUCGGCAUACGAUCCGAUAUUUUGGUUUCAUCAUGCAUUUAUUGACUAUAUAUGGGAGUCAUUUAGGGAACAUCAGACAGAAAGUUGUGGCCACAUAGACAUUGAAACAGAUUACAGACCAAUAAAUGACAUUGGAUGGAAGGGCACUUUUGGACAAGGCCACGAAGAUGCAUUAUUUGGUUACAAGCACUUGAAUACAACAGAUGGACUCUGGCGUAAUUGGACACAAAUGUAUUAUAAAUAUGAGCCCCAACCUGCCUGUGACGGUACAUGCCGCGGAGAAUUUCUUUACUGCGAUGACAAAAAGAUAUGUUUAUCUCGGACAAAAGAGGUUUGUAAGAAGGAAUUCCCGACACGAAAUAAACGUAGAGUAGACGUCACAGAUACACUUUUACCACAUAAGCCCUGUGGUGCGGGGUCAAAAAUUAUAGGCCUUAAAGGCGAUGGAAGAACAAUCAAUACAUCGAAAGAGGAAUGUGAAAAGAUUUUGGAAAGGGAAAGAAAGAUUGAAGAACCCAAACAGGAAGGAAGUAAAAAUACAUCUCCUGAAAAUUUUGGAUUUGUUACAAUCGGAUCGGUUGUUACUAUGAUUCUAGUUGCAGUGAUAUUUAGGUAAUUUAAAAAAAGAAAGAGUUAACGAAAAGAAAGGGUAAUUGAAUUACCUUUGUCUUUUAUAAUGUUUUAUAUAUAGAAGAACUUCUUGCAUGUCAACCGGAUAAUUUCAUUAUACAAACAACUGAGGCAGACGGUUUUUUCGAAAACAAGUUAAAUUAUAAGUAACCUAUCAUAAAAGUUUAAUUACCAUGCUCUGGAUUUAUUGACUUUAGUGUUUUUUGGGUUUUUUUGCGAUUUGUAAGCUGUAAAUGAUGUUUGGAAUAAAUUCUAUUUGUUUGACAUGAACAUUUAUAAUUGUAUGUACAGGUAGCAGAGCUAUAUUUACAUAAACAGUAGUUUUUGUGCAAUUCCUAAAACAGCGUUUUAAUGUUUUCAUGCAAUUUCUUUAUUUUUAUUGUUAUAAAUACUUGAAACAUUUUGUGUGAGUGCUACGUGUAGUUACAAAUGUUUUUGUCAACGGCAUUAGCAAAGUGUUUGCUAAGAUUCGUGAAUUAUGGUAAAUCCUGAUCCAUGAACAUGUAUGUCUUUAAAUGCUUUUAUUUUAUGUAUUCAUUAUUUUCAUUAUUGUAAAUAGUUCUAAUAAAGACUCUGCAAGUCUG